This is a messenger RNA of Biomphalaria glabrata, 633 nucleotides long. RefSeq lists its product as uncharacterized. The record is from RefSeq and is a predicted model, not a curated record. The transcript is spliced from 2 exons. The coding region runs from base 109 to 507 and encodes 132 amino acids. Lineage: Eukaryota; Metazoa; Mollusca; Gastropoda; Planorbidae.
AAGAUGACUCAUGACCUCACACACUAUGUUGUUUAUCUCUGACUGUUUCACUACACACUAUGUGUUACUGAUAUCUGUUCACCGAACUCUUCACAACUACUGGCUAUUAUGAUGUGCACUGAGACUGUCAUGGGGAAAUAUUUGUGUUUAUUCGUGAUCCUUCUCUUGUUCCAUGAAGUUGUAUCUGCUCCAAGACGGAAACUUCACAGAGUUCUACAUCUGCGAGAAUUGAAUGAGGUUUCUACAGAAUCAAGCAAAGAGUCUUCCUCUGAGACUACAACGCCAGAAUCACCACCGCUCACCCCAACAUAUCCCCCGAGAGACCCAAACGACGCUUGCCAUGGAUGCACUUAUGGACAAGUUUGCCAGAUGGUCAUUCCUCCAUGUUUGAGACCCCCACCUGAGUGUCAUGAAACAACCCCAGACCCCAGCCUAAACUGCGCCCAGUAUGCCAACUACUGCAAGCCUAUUCCAGCUUGUAUUGAUUAUUCUAUUGCAGUAGGAUAAUUAAUCAUCAAUUUAAUAAUUUAUCCACAAAAUAUUAAUGAAUAUUUUGAUAGGUUUUGAAAGAAAAAAUUAAAACUUUGGAAUGUGUUUACAUGUAAUCAUUUAUUAAAAUAUCAUUUGUUUCUC